This is a messenger RNA of Halichondria panicea, 1303 nucleotides long. RefSeq lists its product as uncharacterized. The record is from RefSeq and is a predicted model, not a curated record. The transcript has a single exon. Lineage: Eukaryota; Metazoa; Porifera; Demospongiae; Suberitida; Halichondriidae. The coding region runs from base 86 to 1144 and encodes 352 amino acids.
ACCCUAAAGUAUUCAUAUUCAUAUAUGCAUUGUAUCAGCAAUUUGGGAGUAGUGUAAAGUAAUUGAAACCUGUUUGCUUAUAAUUAUGAGCUCCUUUAGCAAAGCAUUUGCCAAGUCUGUCAGUGCAGUUAGUGGCUUAUCUAAAGCUAGUGCUGCUAAGAAGCAAGAUUCUGAAAAAUCAUCAGAAUUUGAAGUUGAGAAAAAGUUGAGAAAGCAUAAACUGUAUCGAGACCUAGGAGGAGAAGAAUUACGAGUGGAAGUUGUAAAAUUAACGAAUGUGGACAAAAUACUUGAGAAAUUCAGCCAUCUUGUGGAAGAGGUGCUUAUCCAGCAGGUGGAAACACUGAAUAAAAACCAGGAUGGUGAAUUGGUGAAUUCUAUUGAAGUAGGAGAAGCAAAGAGCCGGCAAAGAAAAAGGUUAAUUAACGUUGCUUGUAUUCCUCUGAAAAUAGUCGUACGUGACAUAAAAUCAAAUCGAAAAGCUCAACGUGUGCUUGAAUCCUUAGCCGACAUUUUCAAGCUUAACUAUGGUGCCAAGCAUGUCUCUCUGACUGUUGGUGACGUAGUGCUGGAAUGGGGUAAAGAGAGCUUGGUGGUUCCGUAUUGGGAGUUCGAACGAAAUGAAUCAUCUCUCAACUCUGAUGCACGUGACAUCACUGUUCUUAGUCCUCACAAUGCUGAAGCAACAGCAACACUUGAAGUGGAGCCACGGUUGCUGCCAAUUGAUGAAGAAGUGGAGCACUUGUUCUAUCGUACCAGCGAUAAGCGUGAAAUGUUUCAAAUACUGGCUGAAGUUGUUUCACAAUACAACAGGACGUAUCACUAUGAUGUUCGCUCCCGCAAUUGCCAGACCUUUGUGAUCGAUGCACUCAAGGCUGUAGGCAUUUCUGAUAAGGUGCCCGUUAAGGUCGAAGAAACUGAACGUAUGCAACAUCUUAGACUCAGAAAAUCUGGUGAUAUUCCUGACAGUUUUGCUACACACGAAGAUCUCGAUAUUUUCAUCUGGGAAAGGAGUCAAAAAUGGUUGGACAAGCUGGAUCCUGAAAGCUUGGAGUAUCUAAAACUGGUCUAUUCCCAGUUCCAUGGUGGUGACAAUGCAGGUUGUCAUGUCAUCGACUGUCGCUUGGCUAUGAUCACUCCUUGAUGUUCCAUAGUAAAUUGACUAAUUUUGUCUUUGGAACAAAAUAUCACAGUUAAUUUUUAGAGGGACACUGAGUGGAUUUAUUAACAUAAUUAUUGUUGUUGUUGUUGUUCAUGUUUGACUAUUAUAAUUACUGGUCUGUGUAUUUGCUCAAUGCCUGAA